Periophthalmus magnuspinnatus is the source of this 1763-nucleotide messenger RNA. RefSeq names its product obg-like ATPase 1. Gene Ontology annotation, molecular function: ATP binding; GTP binding; ATP hydrolysis activity. Bases 85 to 1272 code for a protein of 395 amino acids. The record is from RefSeq and is a predicted model, not a curated record. Gene Ontology annotation, cellular component: cytoplasm. The transcript has 11 exons. Lineage: Eukaryota; Metazoa; Chordata; Actinopteri; Gobiiformes; Gobiidae.
ACCUGCCUUUCCACGGUUUCGGCCGGUGUGUUCGCACACAGCUUGAGUUUACUCCUCGGAUCACGAGCUCAAACAUUUACUAAGAUGCCUCCCAAAAAGCCAGAAGCCCCCAAACCACCCCCUUUAAUCGGACGGUUCGGGACCUCUCUGAAGGUUGCCAUCGUCGGAUUACCUAACGUUGGGAAAUCCACCUUUUUCAAUGUCCUAACCAAAAGCCAAGCCUCUGCUGAGAAUUUCCCUUACUGCACAAUCGAUCCCAACGAGAGCAGAGUGCCUGUGCCAGAUGAUCGCUUUGACUUCCUCUGCCAGUACCACAAGCCUGCCAGUAAGAUACCAGCUUUCUUGAACGUGGUGGACGUUGCGGGGCUAGUGAAGGGGGCUCACACCGGACAGGGUUUGGGGAAUGCCUUCCUUUCCCACAUCAGCGCCUGUGACGGCAUCUUCCACAUGACGCGUGCGUUUGAUGAUGAGGACAUCGUCCACGUGGAGGGAAACGUAGACCCUGUCAGAGACAUUGAGAUCAUCCACGAGGAGCUCAGGCUGAAGGACGAGGAGAUGAUCGCUUUCGUCAUCGAUAAGCUGGAGAAGGUGGCUGUACGAGGAGCGGACAAGAAACUUAAACCGGAAUAUGACAUCAUGGUGAAGAUAAAGAACUGGGUGGUGGAGGAUAAGAAACACAUCCGGUUUUACCAUGAGUGGAAUGACAAAGAGAUUGAGGUUCUAAACAAGCACCUCUUCCUCACAUCCAAACCUAUGAUUUAUCUGGUCAAUCUGUCAGAGAAAGACUAUAUCAGGAAAAAGAACAAGUGGUUGGCUAAAAUCAAGGAGUGGGUAGACGCCCAUGAUCCUGGAGCCAUGGUCAUCCCCGUGAGUGGAGCACUGGAGUCUAAACUGCAGGACAUGGAGGAGGACGAGAGGAACAAGUACUGCGAGGAACAGAAGACACAGAGUGUAUUGACCAAAAUAAUAAAGACGGGUUAUGCAGCGCUCCAGCUGGAAUACUUUUUCACAGCGGGACCAGAUGAGGUGAAAGCAUGGACCAUCAGGAAAGGAACCAGAGCCCCUCAAGCAGCAGGAAAAAUUCACACAGACUUUGAGAAAGGCUUUAUCAUGGCUGAGGUGAUGAAGUACAGUGACUUUAAAGAGGAGGGCAGUGAAAGUGCAGUAAAGGCUGCAGGAAAAUACAGGCAACAAGGACGGAACUACAUUGUGGAGGAUGGGGACAUUAUCUUUUUCAAAUUCAACACGCCUAACGCACCCAAGAAGAAAUAAUUAGCAGACAUGUUGCCAAAAGGAAGAGGUCAGAAUACAGACUCUAGCUCCAGCGUUGCUUUAUGCUUUUCACCUUUAAACCAAUGGAUGAAGCCUAGCAUAUUGCCCCCUAGGCUGCCAGAUUCGGACCACUCACCACAUUCCUGUCUGCCGUUUAUUUGCUAUUCUGGUGAAGAUGGGUAUUUUCUUGCAAAAGGAAAAUAUAUGUUAAAUAUCGUUAAGCUGACAUUACACAGUGGGUUUGUGUAUGCACUAUUACUAAAUUAAGUAACAAUUAAAUUCCUAGUAGGCAUGUUUCCAAUUGUCUGCUAAACUGAACACUUUAUAAUGAAAUAGAGCCUGUUCAAUUACAUUCUAGUUUUUACCACAUGUAAAUGCUAUGGUUUUGACUCUGCUUUAAAGUUUGUAUUUUGGCCAGCUGUGCUCACAGAAAAGGGUCCAAAUGUCACAUCCAGAAUAAUGUGUCAAUAAAAGAACAGUGUAAUCACUUU